Messenger RNA from Rotaria sp. Silwood2, 998 nucleotides. The record is from the annotation of a GenBank genome assembly. Lineage: Eukaryota; Metazoa; Rotifera; Eurotatoria; Philodinida; Philodinidae.
AUGAGACAAACUAUAUUUUUAACAUUGCUGGUUCUGUUGACGAAUAAAUGUUCAUGUCAAAGAGGAUUCCCGAAAGAAUUUCAAGCAAAAUUAAAUAUAAGUGGAUUAUAUACUUGGCCAACAACAACUUUCGGCGUCCAAGAAUUAUUAUAUGAUCAUAUACAUUCACGUGUUCGAUUUGAUACUACAGGGCGGCUAGCAAACCAAACCGAAACUUAUAUGGUUCAAUAUCAACCAAAAGGUGCUGAAGCAGGUUCACCAGCUUCACGAGGCUUUACAAUAUUUAAUUUCAAUUCUGCUUAUCCAGAAUUGACGAAAAAUGAUUGUUGGUAUAGAACAAACUCCAUGGCUGAUAUCGGCCCGUUCCCAUUUUUAUGGCUCAAUGAUGGUAGCGCAAUCGAAAUUAAGCCAUGGUUUCCAUUACUACCAAAUCUUAUCAAAAAGGGCCAAGAAUGGAUACCAGAAAUUAAAAAGCAUGCAAUAAGAUAUGAUUCACCGGAAAUUUGUGAUUUGGAGCAAUCUGGCAUCGGUAAAAUUCCAUGUUUAAGCUAUUUUGAAGCAGAUGGUACACCCGCUAAAACAAUCAAAGCACGUGCUGAUGUAGGUGGCUAUGAUACAGACGAGUAAGUAUUUAACGGAUUCAUCUAACGAUUGAAUAAAUCAAUGUCUGAAUGUUUCACUAUACACAGAUAUGUAAGCACAGCUUAUUUGUCAUUUGCGUUUCGUAUUCCAUCAAAAGCUAAAUCUUUGUUCAAUUUGCCUGACCAAUGGCCUUCUUUCUGAGGUCACGCAAACGCUGGUAACUAUUAUCCAUUUCAAAUUAAAAGAAGGAUGAGUAUUUUUUGAAUAACUUCUGAUAGAAACUAGAUAGAGAGAUGUGGUUUUCACCGUUUGAAAGAGGAAAAAAACUGCAUCGAAUCUUGAACAUCAGAUUUUUCUGACAAGUUUUCUCAGGGCUACCCGUCACAUUUGUGAAGCAGAAAACAAUGUAUCGUGUA